UUUGUUUAAGUUUCAGCCUGAUUGAAGCGGCUUAUGCUGGAGUUAAAGUUCCAGCAGCAGCAGUGCCAGAGACCUCAGGACUGCUGCCCAAUCCAACCGAUUUGCUGCCCAAUGUGACAAACAUUUUCAAGCAGUUUGCCGACCUGAUGGGGAACGGCCUCUGCGGCAUUGACCUGGAGCACCUGGUCACCAAUGACCCGGAUGAGAAGCGAUCCACGUGCGAAAUAAUCGAGGCAAAGGGCUUUCCCUGUGAGCGGCACAAUGUGACCACCUACGGCGGCUACAUCAUCGAGCUGCACCGAAUUCCCGCCCAAGGUCCUCAGGCCUCAAAUAAAACCAAAAGACCGGUCAUCGUUCAGGCAGGCCUGUGCGAAAUAAUCGAGGCAAAGGGCUUUCCCUGUGAGCGGCACAAUGUGACCACCUACGGCGGCUACAUCAUCGAGCUGCACCGAAUUCCCGCCCAAGGUCCUCAGGCCUCAAAUAAAACCAAAAGACCGGUCAUCGUUCAGGCAGGCCUGGUGGGCACUUCCGCUGACUUUAUCAUUGGCUCUGCCACCUUUGAUGCGACCAACACUUCUGAAAUGAGCGGAAACCUUGGAUUGGAACUCGCAAAGCGAGGCUACGACGUUUGGCUGUCAAACAAUCGGGGCGGAAAGUACGGCAUGGCCCACCAGACCCUGUCAGCAAAAGACACCAAAUUUUGGAAGUGGACCUUUGAGCAGAUGAGCGAACAGGACACGACGGCCAUUGUCGACUUUGUCCUCGCAAAGACCGGCGCUGAGAGGCUCCACUACGUCGGGCAGUCGCAGGGAACGGCGCUGAUGUGGGCGUUGCUGGCGACCAAUGAGACGAUUAAUGCCAAACUGGCCAGUUAUGUGGCCAUUUCUCCGAUCACCAGGCUAGGCAAUGCCAACACCACCGGACGGGCUUUUAUCAACAUCUUUGAGCCGUUGCUUGAACACGAUGGACCGAUCUUUACGCCUAAUAAAGUGCUCGAUGGCGCCGUUUCACUUGCUUGUGACGCCUUUGGCUCCCGGAUUGCCUGCAAGCUGGUACUCUUCUCGCUGACCGGGCCAAACUGUGAUGAGCUAGAUGAGUCUCGAUUGGGCGUCAUCAUGGGCCACAUGCCCACUAGCACCUCCCGUCGAAACCUGCUCCACUACAAACAACUGAUGGACACUGACCGCUUCAAGCGGUACGAUACUAAUCCGCUGCUGCCUACCGCCAAGGACUAUCCCCUUGAUAAGAUCAGCCUGCAGCCGAUUCUGGUCAUCUACGGCCCCAACGACUGGGUGGUGCCGCUGGCCGGCGUUGAGAAGCUGAAGAAGGACCUUCCGGGGCGGACUUUUUAUGCGCUCAGCAAUCCGCAGGCAAAUCACAUCGACCCGCUGGUGGGAAAGCGGUCCGCUCCGGAGACCAACUGGCAGGUGGCGCGCUAUAUUGAGCAGAAAGAUUGA
Messenger RNA from Rhagoletis zephyria (snowberry fruit fly), 1457 nucleotides. Lineage: Eukaryota; Metazoa; Arthropoda; Insecta; Diptera; Tephritidae. The record is from RefSeq and is a predicted model, not a curated record.